AGCCAUCCCGAUGAUGAUUAAUUUCUGGGAAACAUCCUCAGCAGAAUUAUUUGAAGGUGUUGCACCAGACAGUAAAGGCACAGAGGCAGUGGCUUGUGGGAAAGAGGGUGGCAGAGUAACACCCACGUUUGGCUCCAGAUUGUCCCAGCCUCCAUGGGACAGGGAAGGGAACUGGCUGUAGUGGAGCCAGUCCAGGGGCCGGUGACCUUCGAGGAGGUGGCUGUAUAUUUCACCAGGGAGGAAUGGGCUCUGCUGGACCCCCGUCAAAGAGCCCUCUGCAGAGACGUUAUGCAGGAGAACUAUGAGAAUGUGACCUCGCUGGCAGGUGAUACAAUGGUACGUGAGAAAGAGGAGCAGAAUUCUCUGCAGGAAAAUGUUGAGCAAGUGGCUAAACACAGAGAAUUAUCACAAAGAUCAAAAAGGAAUGUGUCCAAGAGUCAUGAACAGGGAAAUUCCUGUGAGAUUCAGCACAGACCAGAAAAAGAGCAAGGAAACCAGCCAGGGGAGAAAGUGGGUAAAUUAAUUUCACGAGAAGGAACUCAGAAGGACCUCAAGGAAACCACAACACAGCAGGAAAUCCUUAUGGGAAAGAGUAAAAAUACAUGCACUGAGUGUGGGAAAAACUUAUGUGACUAUUCAGCCCAUAAAGAGCAUCAUAGAAUCCACACAGGUGAAAAACCCUAUGAAUGCACUGAGUGUGAGAAAACCUUCAAGCGCAUCUCACAUCUUAUUUCCCAUAAGAGAAUCCAUAAAGGGGAGAAGCCCUAUGAAUGCAGUGAGUGUGGGAAAAAUUUCACUCACAGAUUCAGCCUUAUUAAUCAUCAGAGAAUCCACAUGGGGGAGAGGCCCUUUAAAUGCCAUGAGUGUGGAAAAUGCUUCAGUAACACCUCAACUCUUUCUAAACAUCAGAGAAUUCACACAGGGAAGAGGCCCUAUGAAUGUAGUGAGUGUGGGAAAAACUUCACUCAGAGAUCAG
This is a messenger RNA of Chelonoidis abingdonii (Abingdon island giant tortoise), 976 nucleotides long. NCBI's taxonomy places the organism in Eukaryota, Metazoa, Chordata, Testudines, Testudinidae. The record is from RefSeq and is a predicted model, not a curated record.